GUCUAGUCAGUACGAUUGCAGUACGAGAUAUCUCAUGCAUAGUUAGGAUAAGGAACUUCCUGGGUUUCAUGCGAUAAGGCCUGCCAACAGACCAUAUGACCUCGUUCGCUAAAGCAUAACGUACCAGGUGAGAGAGUAUUAAAGGAAGAUUCAGAGUCUUGAGAAUAAUCGUUUUGCCUACAUGAGUGAGAUCCAGCGAAGAGUCGCCAUCAUUGGCGCUGGUCUUAGCGGCUUGUCCCAGGCAAUUGCUAUCAAAACCAAACUCGGAUUCGACAAUUUCACAAUAUAUGAGACAGGGUCUGAAGUCGGUGGAGUGUGGAGGGCCAACACAUAUCCUGGAUGCUCAUCAGAUCUCGAGAUUCAUUGGUACAGCUUAUCAUCAGACCUAUAUCCAUACUGGAACAAGUCGCAUAGCCUUCAACCGGAGAUUCAAGCUUACUGGAUUAAGCUCUCAAAGAAAUAUAAUCUAUACGGACAUAUCGCAUUCAAUACGAAAGUGUUAUCUGCCGAGUGGGACGAUGCCAAACAACAUUAUACCCUCAUCGCGGAAGAUGUCUUUUCAGGCAAGAGGACGACGAGUGUGGCCCACGUUGUAAUAUCUGCCCUUGGUAUUUUGGAGGUCCCAAAGAUUCCGUACGAGAUUCCUGGAGUUCGGAAGUUUCAAGGGGCUUCGUUUCACUCCGCCCAAUGGCCAGACUCAAUAAAUCUGCAGAAUAAGCGUGUUGCGGUGAUUGGAAAUGCGUCUUCUGGAGCACAAUUUGUACCAUCUGUAUCUGAAGACCCGUCUGUUCAAGUGGUAAACUUCAUUCGCACCCCAACCUGGUUCCUAACUCGACCACAUAUUCCGUACUCGGACACUGAGAAAUGGAUAUUCGCUAAUAUUCCUCUGGCGAUGCAACUACACCGAGCUUGGAUCAUGUUCCGGCACGUUGCUCCCGUUCACUUACCUAUGAGUGAUAAAGCUCUCCAGAAACAACGUGACGUGAUGACGAAAUACAUCCUCGAUAACACACCGGGUAGAUACCAUGCUCGUUUGAUACCUGAUCAUCCUCCAGGUUGCAAGCGAAUCGGUUCGUCGGUGGUAGUCAAACUAUCGCUAUACUCUUGCUCAUUUCAUGCAGUCACCGACAGUGGUUUCCUGGAGAGCCUCCAUCGCCCUAACGUGACGCUGAACUUCGACGGAAUCGCCGAAAUAGUGGAGAAUGGCAUCAUCACAAAGACUGGUGAAAUGUUGCCAUUUGAUGUCAUCGUAUACGCGACAGGAUUCAUCGGCGAGCGGUACCCGAUGCACGUUCGAGGCUUGAAUGGAGCCACUGUCCAAGGCUAUUAUGAUGCGCAUGGUGGCCCUACCGCAUACAUCGGGACUACAAUUCCAGACACACCAAACUUCUACUUGAUAAACGGACCAAAUACUGGAACACGAGUAUCGGCGUUGUUCAUUGCAGAAGUACAAGUUGCAUACAUCCUUCAACUCAUAGAGCCGGUCCUUACCGGUUCUGCCUCAUCUUUCACGAUCAAAGCUACACCCACGGAUAUGUACAAUGCCAAGGUCCAGGAACGGCUCUCCCGCUCGGUGCACGUACACUGCUACUCUUGGGCACGUACGAACGGUACAGACAAGGUAUUUUAUCCGUUUCCUUGGCCUGUGACAGUUUGGUGGUGGUUGCUCCGAAAACCGAAUUGGGAUCAUUACGUGGCAAUCGGCGCCGAGAAAUGGGUGUGGGCAAGGCGAAUCAAGGCUGUUAAGAACAUUUUGAAAUGCACGGCGGUCUUAACGCUAUCGUGGUUAUACGUGAGUGGUUCUGCUCAACGGAUUUUACACGACAUGGCGGCAAGCGAUUACCUGUGCCUUGUGACUUCUUGAGUAAAUUUACCCUCCGUCUUUGAGGUGCCAUAGAUCUACGAGAGUCGAGACAAAUCAUAAUUUAUCAUCAAUUGUUAUGAAUUACCUUUACUCGCCUCAUCCAGCUGCCAAGUUUGAAGGACCCCACAUUCGUAUUAAAUAAGCUAUGUCACAUUCUGAAAACUACCAAGUUCAAGACAGACCCGUAAUCGAUUAUACAAGUUUACGUGCAAAACUAUCAACACGGCGGUCGCUAAUAAUCUAUAAUAACCACAACACUCUCCACGAUGUCAUCUUCAGGCGUUCAGUAGUUUUGUUUGCGACUAGGAACGACUGUAUCCACUGAACAAUCCAGUCAAUACAGAGAUCGAAU
Molecule: messenger RNA, 2216 nt
Organism: Suillus clintonianus
Lineage: Eukaryota; Fungi; Basidiomycota; Agaricomycetes; Boletales; Suillaceae
Exons: 15
Coding region: 182-1864 (560 amino acids)
Molecular function (GO): flavin adenine dinucleotide binding; N,N-dimethylaniline monooxygenase activity; NADP binding
Source: RefSeq, a predicted model, not a curated record